This is a messenger RNA of Thyridium curvatum, 705 nucleotides long. RefSeq lists its product as uncharacterized. Bases 1 to 705 code for a protein of 234 amino acids. The record is from RefSeq and is a predicted model, not a curated record. Lineage: Eukaryota; Fungi; Ascomycota; Sordariomycetes; Thyridiales; Thyridiaceae. The transcript has a single exon.
AUGGCCUCCCCAAUCGAGACGCACUGCUCCGUGGCCGUGCCCAACGACCUCCAGACCCGCCUCCUCUCCGAGGUCUUCCCCACGCCCACGUACGGCCCGUCGGGCUCGUGGAGCCUCGGCUGCAGCUGCACCAUAGCCGCGCCGCUGGACACCUGCGUCGCCGUCGUCCUCGACGUCGACAAGUACCCCUCGUGGAACCGCUUCGUCCGCAAGGUAGACAUCAAGUCGUCGCCAGAGGGAACAACCGCCGACGACGCCCCAAAGGUUCCCGGCCCAGGCGUCCUCCGGCCCGGCACGCUCAUGCUCUUCGACGCCCACAUGGACCCCCGCAGCGGCGACGACGGCAAGAAGGGCGUCUCCUCCCCGGAGGAGGUGACUGUGCUCGAGCCCUUCGCCGCCGCCGCCGCCUCCUCUGCCUCCUCCGCCCCCGGUGACGAGCUGCAGGGCUGGCGCGUGGCGUGGAGGUCCCGCAUCUUCCCCGACCUCCUCCUCCGGAGCGAGCGCGUCCAGGAGUUCGUCGCCGGCCCGGACGGCGGCCAGACCUUCUAUUACUGCUGGCAGACGUACUACGGGCCCCUGGCUCCCGUCGUGAAGUGGGCCGUCGGGGCCAAGCUCGAGAAGGCCUUCGACGCGUGGAUGGAGGGCAUGCAGGGCGAGGCGGAGAAGAGGGCGGCGGCAUCUUCCCGCGUAGAAGCAGCAUUAUGA